Messenger RNA from Aspergillus tanneri, 1926 nucleotides. RefSeq names its product NAPDH-dependent diflavin reductase (gene tah18). Bases 1 to 1926 code for a protein of 641 amino acids. Gene Ontology annotation, molecular function: NADPH-hemoprotein reductase activity; flavin adenine dinucleotide binding; FMN binding. Gene Ontology annotation, cellular component: cytosol. NCBI's taxonomy places the organism in Eukaryota, Fungi, Ascomycota, Eurotiomycetes, Eurotiales, Aspergillaceae. The transcript is spliced from 4 exons. The record is from RefSeq and is a predicted model, not a curated record.
AUGAGUGAGAGCCAGUCACCAACACUACGGAAGCGAUCUGCUCUAGUUCUGUAUGGCUCAGAAACUGGUAACGCCCAUGAGGUAGCGGAGGAAUUAGGAGUCCUCGCUGAACGUCUCCAUUUCGUAACUCAGGUCUCUGAGUUGAACCAUGUCAAGCCGGUCUUCACGAUAUUUGCCCUUUCGACUACGGGCCAGGGUGACUUGCCUGCAAAUGCGCGUUCCUUUUGGCGGUCUUUGCUCUUGAAAAGGCUCCCACCCACGUUUCUGAACGGUGUCAAUUUUGUAUCGUUUGGCCUGGGUGAUAGCUCCUACCCUAAGUUCAAUUGGGCUGCGCGCAAAUUAAAUAAGAGAUUACUACAACUGGGCGCAAAGGAGAUCUAUCCGCCUGGGGAAGCCGACCAACAGCACCCAGAAGGACUUGAAGGUACCUUCAUUCCAUGGCUAACGGACUUCCGCCAGCACCUACUAGACACCUACCCGCUCCCUCCAGGCCAAACUCCGAUACCGGAAGACGUCCAGCUACCUCCCAAAUGGGUUUUGCAGCCACAGGUUCAGAGCACAUCAGAUCAGGCCGAGCCUACUGUUCCUGGAAUGCAGGAGGGUCUAGCAGACCCCAGUGAAUUCCCGCAACUCACUCGGUUGGAUCAUGACCUUCGGCCAAUACCAGACACUCUGACGGCCACGCUCACCGCGAACAAGCGUGUGACACCGCCAAAACAUUGGCAAGAUGUGCGUCAUGUCACUUUGACUGUUCCUGACGCUGUUUCGUACGCUCCUGGGGAUAUGAUCUCCAUUACUCCUAAAAAUUUCGCGGACGACGUCCAAGCUCUGAUCACGAUGAUGGGUUGGGAAGAGCAAGCAGAUCAGCCGGUCACUUUAGUCCCUAGAGACAGCCAGUAUUUGGGAGACGAAUCGCACCCUCCCCCAAUUCCAGGUCUUGAAUCAUACCCCCGACUGACACUACGUGCGCUUCUAAUGGACUACUUGGAUAUCCGGGCUAUCCCUCGUCGCGCCUUCUUUUCGACCAUAGCCCAUUACACGAGUGAUGAGAUGCACAAGGAGCGACUACUGGAGUUUACUGAUCCCGAAUUUUUGGAUGAAUUAUGGGACUACACGACGCGCCCGCGGCGAAGCAUUUUGGAGGCGUUAUAUGAGUUCGAUUCGGUCAAGAUCCCAUGGCAGCAUGCGGUUUCGGUCCUCCCCCUCCUCAGGGCAAGACAGUUUAGUAUUGCUAGCGGGGGAGAGUUGAAGCGGACUGCUGAAGGGGGCACGAAAUUCGAGCUCUUGAUCGCAACAGUCAAAUACCGAACUAUCAUCAAGAGGAUUAGAGAGGGCAUCUGCACCAAGUAUAUCUCCGUGCUCCGACCGGGAAGCACUUUGAAAGUCCAGUUACAGCGGGGCGGUCUCAACUCCUCCGUGAGCCAGCUUACUGGACCUACGGUGUUGAUAGGCCCCGGUACUGGAGUUGCACCCUUGCGAUCUAUGUUAUGGGAGAAAGCGGCCCUCGUCAAGGAAUUCCAGGCUCAUCAUGGAGACGCGGAGUCGCCUUUCGGACCAACAAUCCUCCUUUAUGGCGGGCGCAACCGGGCCGCCGAUUUCUUUUUUGAGGAAGAGUGGCAGAAACUAAGCGAUCUGAUCCAACUGCAGGUAUUCACGGCAUUUUCGCGAGAUCAGGAUCAGAAGAUCUACGUACAGGACGUUAUCAGCAAGAACCUCGGCCUGUUCUACCGAUUUCUCCACGAACUGUCGGGGACCGUUUAUGUAUGCGGCUCGUCCGGGAAAAUGCCAGAAGCCGUCAGAGAGUCACUGACUGAGGCAUUUCAGCGGGGAGGGGAGCCAGAAAGAGAACAGUGCAGUCGAGAAGAGGCCGAGGAAUAUUUGAUUGGAAUGGAGAAAUCAGGGCGAUAUAAGCAAGAAACCUGGUGA